Molecule: messenger RNA, 633 nt
Organism: Coffea eugenioides
Lineage: Eukaryota; Viridiplantae; Streptophyta; Magnoliopsida; Gentianales; Rubiaceae
Exons: 1
Coding region: 1-633 (210 amino acids)
Source: RefSeq, a predicted model, not a curated record
AUGCGUCUGCAGACCGCCGCGGACGCACUCCGUUGCAAGACCUUCCCCAUGUUUCUUAAGGGAAAGGCACGGCUCUGGUUUCAGGGCCUGGCGCCGGGGUCCAUCCGGAGUUUCACCGAGCUGGCCAGACAGUUCGCUGCCCAGUUCGUCUCCUCGAAGACUUACUCGAAAAACGCGGCUCACUUGAUGGCCGUCAAGCAGAAGCCGGACGAGUCCCUAAAGAAUUUCAUGACGCGCUUCAACACAGAAAGCCUGCAGAUCAGGGACAAAGAUGAGAAAGUGGUCAUGGCUGCCUUCAUGAACGGGCUAAGGGUAGAGGAGCUCUACUACAAGCUCGUCGAGCAGCCUCCCAAGAAUCUGGGAGAGCUCCUGAAUCGGGCUCACGCUGCUGCCAACGCAGAGGAGGCCGGCCGCCUGAAACGAGAAUCAGAUCGGGAGCUUGGGGACCGGAAAGGACGGGCAAACCACCCUGAAACUAAGGACGACCAAGCCAAGAAGAACGUCUUCGAUCGCCUCUCCAAGGAUAGGGCCCCCGCUCCACCGCCGCUCCCUGAAAAAGGAUACACGCCCCUAACCCGGCCAAGGGCGCAAAUCCUGGCUGUCAUGGAGACAGAGGGCCUGGGAGACCUGUGA